Molecule: messenger RNA, 2316 nt
Organism: Petromyzon marinus (sea lamprey)
Lineage: Eukaryota; Metazoa; Chordata; Hyperoartia; Petromyzontiformes; Petromyzontidae
Product: solute carrier organic anion transporter family member 1C1-like
Biological process (GO): transmembrane transport; sodium-independent organic anion transport
Cellular component (GO): basolateral plasma membrane
Molecular function (GO): protein binding
Source: RefSeq, a predicted model, not a curated record
GUUGCUGAGGCUGCUCCUGCUGCCUCGUGGUGCUGCUGGCGUUGUUGUUUAUUUUAUUUUUUAUAAACUCCGGCAAGUGGCACGUCUGGAAGUGAACGGCAGUCGGACCCAGAUUAUGGGGAAGGGACGCUGGCUUGGAGAAGGCCCAGGCUCAGAGGAUGCUAAACUGCCCCGGUAUGCCAGCAUUAAGGCGUUCCUGGCCAGCCUGUCACUGCUGUACUUCUGCAAGGCGCUCACGGCUGCCUACAUGAAGGGCGCCAUCACCGCCAUCGAAAGGCGCUUCUCCCUGUCCAGCUCUCUCGCAGGCAUCAUCGAUGGCGGCUUCGAGAUGGGCAAUCUCCUCGUGGUGCUCGUGGUGAGCUACUUGGGCUCCCGGCUUCACCGUCCGCGCCUCAUCGCCGUCGGCGCCACCGUGAUGGCGGCGGGGACGUUCGUCAUGGCCCUGCCGCACUUCUUCAUGGAGCCGUACAAUGAGCACGAGGCUCACGGCCACGUGCAGGCGAACCGGACGGCCGGGGCUCUGCCCGCGCACUGCCUGUCCCGGCCAGCGGCGGCGGAGGCGGCGGCCGAGACUGGCGCGCCUCCAGCGGGCUGCGCGCGAGGCUCGGGCACCCGGCUCUGGAUGCUGCUUCUUGCGGGAAACAUCCUCCGCGGGAUGGGCGAGACGCCCGUCACCCCGCUCGGAGUCUCCUACCUGGACGACUUCACCCGCCGCGAGGAUUCGGCGUUCUACCUCGGUUGUGUGCACACGAUGGGACUCGUGGGGCCGGUGCUGGGAUUCCUGCUGGGAUCGCUGUGCUCCCGACUCUUCGUCAACUUCCCAGACCGGGUGUCCCUGCACGUGCAGGACGAGCGCUGGGUGGGUGCCUGGUGGCUUGGCUUCCUCGUCGCCGGCGCUCUCAGCCUGCUCGCCUCGCUGCCCUUCUGGGCAUUCCCACGCAACCUCCCUCGUGAAAAGGAGCCGAGACGAUCGUCGGAGAUGAACUCGAUGCCCGUCAAGGAAAUUCUGCUCACGUCAGGAGACAAGGACGAAUGUGCCACGGACUUCCCCAGGAGAGGGUCGCACAGCUCGACGCUAUCGACGUCUCCCACGUCGCUCAUCAGAGGAGUGACUGCGUCUCUGCACGGGGUGCUUUGCCAACCGCUCGUUGUGGCUCUACUCGUUUCCCAAGUGCUCCAGGUCAUGUCGCUGGUCGGGUUCGUGACGUUUAAGCCCAAGUUCAUGGAGGAGCAGUUCGGCAAAACGGCGGCCGAGGCGAACAUGUUCAUGGGAGCGGUGAACGUACCCUCGGUGGCGCUGGGCAUGUUCGGGGGUGGGCUGCUGAUGCGCUGCCUGGCCCUGGGACCCCUGGGGGCCGCUCGCCUUUCCCUGGCGUCCGGCUCGGUGGCCUGGGCCCUCACGCUCGCCUUCUACGCGCUGCGCUGCGACGGCCCCAGCGUCGUCGGCCUGACCCGCACGCCGCUGCUGGCUAGCCACGCGGGAGCGCGGGCCACCGGCUGCCCCGGCGCAUGCGAGUGCCGGGGGGACGCGUGGGAGCCCGUGUGCGGCUGGGACGGCCUCUCCUACCUCUCGCCGUGCCUGGCCGGAUGUAAUGCCACCGUCGCCGGCAUCUCCACCCAGGGCGGAACGGCGCCGGUAUUCACGGACUGCGCGUGUGUUGGUGGUAGCGGAGGACGAGCCACGCCGGGGCUGUGCGCUCGCACCGCCUCUUGCGACCGCAGCUUCCACAUGUUCCUGGGGGUCACGGUGGCGUCGUCGUUCAUCUACGCUCUGGGCUCCACGCCGGCUUACUUCAUAUUUCUCCGGAGCGUGAAUAGCGAGCUGAAGUCGUUUGCACUGGGGCUGCAGACCAUGGUUACACGCACCUUGGCCGGAAUCCCCGCGCCGAUCCUCUACGGGGUCGCCAUCGACUCCUCGUGCACCAAGUGGGGGCGCGGCACGUGCGGCCUCAGCGGCGUGUGCCAGCUCUACGACACGGACGCCUUCCGGUGGAUUUACCUGACCCUCACGUUCGUGCUGCGCGCCGCGUCCCUUGCUCUGUUCGCUGUUGGAUGCGGCCUCCUACAGCAGCAGCCCAAACGAUGCAGCAUGCCCUAAGCAGCAUCAAGAUCUACAACACAAAGCCAACGCCAUGGUUACUAUUCCCCCGUGAACUUCACGCGUUGAAUCCGUAAACCAUGGUUGAGGACUCGGUCUGCAACACUGACUGUUUUCUCCCAUGCGAUUGUGUUCAAACAUCACGCUGCAGGUCACAACAACACACACACAAUCACUCACCACACUGCAGGUCACAACAACACACACACAAUCACUCA